AUGAUGAUGGGCUGCAUAAAGAGUCGUCACUUUGUGACUACUCCUCCGCUGCCUUCGAGUUCGCCUGCUCCCGUCGUGGAGUAUAUGGACCUGUCUCCUCUCCCGCACAAGGCACCUUUCUUUUCACAGAUGGAGAUAAGUUCUCCGACGCCAGGCUCUAUACCGUCAUAUGACCAAGACAUGGUUCUCGACUCUCCAGCGCCCAUUUCUCGCCAGCUCUCGUCGGAGGCGGCCAAUUACUUUCUGGCUGAUUCCACCCCGUUGCUCUCGAGAGCUCAGAGCGAUACUCAUAACCCAUUACCUCCCUUCCGCUUUGGCGCCGACUCUGCCAUGAGCUCCAACCUCUCUCUAUGGGAAUGCUUCGAAUCCGCUUCUCCGCCACAGGAGCGGAAUGAGCCUGUACCUGACAACAGCCCCUGCGUACUAGCCGCAGUCGCUCGACCUCGCCCUUUAUUCACUGGUAUUGGCGGUGCUGCAGCCACUCGCUUUGGGUCGCCCAUUAAUGGCCAUGCUAGAAGGCAGUCAAAUCCGUUCUUGAGAAACCGCAAACAAGUUCGUCGGUCGUUGAGCAUGUUUGAACAUCCUGCCGACGUUAUGAAGCCCAAGACUGAAGCCGAAGAGCUACCUGCGUCAGCAUUGAAGUCAGUCGUGGAUAUUGAAGAAGUUCAUGAACCUGUGCUUCCCCAUUUCUUGCUGGAUGAUCCCACUGAUUCAAUCCCUCGGAUUGCCAAGGAGACAUUGCUUAAUGUUCUGGAUGGUAAAUACGCAGACCAUUUUGAUCAAAAAAUGGUUAUUGAUUGUCGGUUCGAAUAUGAAUACGACGGUGGGCAUAUCGAGGGAGCUGUCAACCACAAUGAUAAAGAACUUCUGGCUACCCAAUUAUUCCAAACACCAAUUGCAGGCCGCACUUUACUGAUUUUCCACUGCGAGUAUUCAGCCCAUCGUGCACCAUUAAUGGCCCGACAUGUUCGAUCUCAUGACCGGACAGUAAAUGCAGAGCACUACCCCAAGUUAACGUACCCCGAGGUAUAUAUCCUUGACGGUGGAUAUAGCGAGUUCUUCGCCGAACACCGUGGGAGGUGUUACCCUCCCGAAUACGUCGAAAUGUCCGAUGAGAAGCACCAACGCACAUGCGAAAGAGAAAUGAGUCGUUUAAAAGCGAGAAAGGGCCUGGGACGCUCCCAGACAUUCGCCUUCGGACAGCGAGAGCCCUGUAUCAACGACUCUCCCACUGCACAGAUCCGACCCAGCUCGCGCAACACCACACUGUCGAUGCUCACCCGUCGGAUGGCCUCGUACUGA
This is a messenger RNA of Metarhizium brunneum ARSEF 3297, 1302 nucleotides long. The record is from RefSeq and is a predicted model, not a curated record. Lineage: Eukaryota; Fungi; Ascomycota; Sordariomycetes; Hypocreales; Clavicipitaceae.